ACAUUGUGUUGCCCUGAGUGAGUCAGUGAGUCUCACCUGGAUGGGUGUGGUUUCUCCCAAAGCAGCGGGUAUCGCUUCAUUUUCUUCUGGUUUCUCUGCUUUGGCUUGAAGUGUUCGGCAUGGAUCUCUUACCCUUUAAAUCGUUUUUAUUUCUGCUCUCUGUUGUCGGCUGCGGUUCCAAUAUUCUUCCUCCAGGAAAAUUGUACCUACGUUCAGGGCAAAGUGUGACUUUUGAAAUUACGCUUCCGUGGAAACCCAUGGUUGUCUCAUGGUCCUUUACCAUCGGGAGCGAUCCAGUCAACAUUGCAAGUUUUAUAGCAUCAAAUGUGACCAUUAACCCGGAUUACAAAGAAAGAGCAUCGCUGAACAAGGAAAACGGUUUCCUGACGCUGACGGACCUGACGGAGGCAGACAGUGGAUCUUAUGGGGUUACUGCGAUGUCUGGCUCUGGGACGUUGCUUGGAGAGCGGGAAGUGAUCAUCCUGGGACCAGUGUCCCAUGUGGUUAUCGAGUCCAGUAUCUCUGAGGCCAUCGAGUACAACAGCACCGUGGUUCUGACCUGCUCUGCUAAAGGCUCCUCCCUCACGUUCACCUGGACCAAUAAUACUGUUCCCAUCAAGAAUGACGGCAAACGCAUCACCGUGGAGGAUGAAGCAACAUCCAGUAAGCUGACAAUUGUUGGUGUUUUGAGGUGGGACCUGAUGGGACCAAUCUACUGCACAGCCGCUAAUAAACUGGACUCAAACAAGAGCGCCCCCUUCAACCUCACUGUCUUCUAUGGUCCAGAUGAAGCUAUUAUUGUUCCUGCUGAUCCGCCCAAAUACAUCAAGUCCAACUCCACAUUCAACUUAGUCUGUACAACCCCAUCUGACCCGCCCGCCACCUUCAAGUGGUACCGCGAUAAAGAAGAGCUUGAUGUCACGAUUCCACUGCUCACCCUGAAAGAUCUUGAAGGCCUUAAGUUGGGGGAAGAAAUGGGAAACUACCACUGCAUGGCCAGCAACGCCAAGACCCAGCGCAGUGCCUCCUCUGGUGUCGUUACCUUUGCCGUGAUGAAGGCCAUAUCCGGAGCGAGCAUCACUGGGCCGUCUCUUACCCUCAUUGCUGGUAACAGCUCAGCCAACCUCAGUUGCCAGGCAACAUCAGGCACCAUAGAGUCCAGGACAUGGAAGAAUGACAACGGGCCACUUUCUGCCAGUGGCCGCAUAGUGUUUGCCAACGACAAAAGUAGCAUCCUGAUAAACCCCGUGGAGAAGGAUGACAAUGGAAAGUACAAGUGCGAGCUCACCAACCAUGUCAGCACUGACACCGCCAUCUACAACCUGAUAGUCAACUUCGGUCCAGAAGCGGCCACAGUGACGGGUGUAGAGGCUGUGGAGGUGAAUGACCCUGUGAAGCUGACAUGUUUUGCUCAAUCCGUCCCACCUGCCACCUACACCUGGAAGUUCAAUGGCAGUGUAAUUGACAACCAGACUAAUGUCUAUACAAUUGAGAAGGCCAUCUACAAGAACUCGGGGACGUACAUGUGCGAGGCGCACAAUUCCGUUACUGGCCAAACCACAGUGACCAACCACAAGCUGUCUGUCAAAGAGGAAGGAGCGCUGGAUGAAGGUCUUUCAGAUGGCGCCAUCGCUGGGAUUGUCAUUGCCGUUCUCAUCACCCUGGGUGCCGUCAUCGCUUUGGUCAUGUACUGCAGACAGAAAACACCGAUUGAGUCACCGUACUAAAGAUGUCCCUCCUCGCUGCUGGAUCCACCCCACCAUGCCCCCACAAAUCUGUGCAGACGGGCGGUGCGUCCUCUUGGGUCCAUCUGGUUUUGACUACAGAUUUCUUCAUUGACGUCUUCGCUCCCUCGCCGUCCGACAUAGAAAUCUUUUGGAUUUGAUCAGACUUUGGAUUAUUUGCUAUUGUUUUUAAAGGUUUUACCUCCCCCCCCCCCCCCCCCCAAUCUAUUUCACUUACAAACAGCAAACCGUCACUGGAUUUUUCUUUUGCUUCAUCACUUCCGGUUUGCUUGAAGGUUCCUUAAGACAACCUGAAACACUUUGAGUGAUGGAGACUUUUCCUGGACAUAAGCGAUGACUGAAUCGCAGAGAGGAGGAUCCGUUUUAAUGUCGCACACGCAGGAGUAAAAAUGGACACAGAUCCCACCCCACCACUGACCACAAUCCAAAAAAAAGUUUGUUUUUUUUUACUCUAUUCUUUUGCUUCUGGUGCUAAACGGGCAGAUGGUGACUGCAAAGACUUUUGGACCUAAAGACUUCGUUUUGUCGACUUUAUCACAUUUACUUUCAACCCAAAAGAGCUUUUCUGCUCCGCUGCUUUAUUUGACACGAACAAAAAAAACAAACAAAUACUUUAAUAAUUGAUAGUUUUUUUAAUUGUUAAAAUUAAUCUAAACCUUAAUUUGCUCCAACUCAAAAGUGUGGAUUUGCUCAGUUUUAACUUUAAAACUAGGAUGGGGAAACCGUGUAAUUUUUUUUUUUUUUUUUUUUUUUUUUUUUUAAACGUUAAACCCAGAAAAAUGUUAGAUUUAUAAAGUUGUUCUGCAGUGAGAUCAAGUAACAGCCUCACAAAACACUGAAACUGCGAAAAAUGUGGUUUGGAAGCACCAUACCUGAUUUACAGCAGAAUAUAUAUAUACAUACAUAUCUUUGUUUUAAGAUUUAAGGUAUACAUAACUGAUUUUAAAAUUUUUGACUUCUUACAAGUCAUCAGAUUCCCUGCGUGAGAAAAGAUUAAACAUGUUCUGAAAGCACAACAACAACAACAACAAAAACACAAAAGCUUGAUUUCCUGGCUCAGCUGGAGGGGGCGUGGCUAAAUGCAGAGGGUUAUCCUGCUCCCUGACCUCAGACACUUAGCGUGAGAAUAUAACAGUUGUGUAACAUUCAUUGAUUUGACCACUGAGCAUGUUAUUAUAAGAAAGUGAUCCAUUAUUUCUGCUGUGUUGAUUUAAUCAAAUUGAGUUAUUGUGAUGCUUACAACUUCCAAGUUAACUGUGCUUUCUCCAGUUACCACGGCAACAAAUGACUGAGGCACGACUGUCUUGGAAGUUGCUUGUUUGCGAUAUUUGUAUCACCAUAGGUGACAAUAAUGAUCAAUUUGGAUUUGGUUUUUGGAAACGGAUUCAGAUAUUUGUUUCAUAGAACUUUUCCAUUGAAGACAAAUUGGUUUUAUUGAUUUUAUAAACUUUUCUGAGUGGAAGACAGUUUCAGCAGCUUUUAAAAUACCUGAAAUGUUUUAAUGUGCUUCAGAGUUUUUUGAAUUGGGUUUCAAAUGGCUUUCUUCUGUAUUUAUCUGGGGUAACAAAAAAUGAUGUUGAAUUAUUUUAAAACUUAAAGUUAAGCAGCUCUGUGUGAAAUGUUACAUUUUUUAAAGUUUGGGUUUAAACUGAUGAGUCAAAGUUUAGUUCUACACAAAAGUGCAACACUGAUGCUGCUUUUCCAAGGAAAAUGCUGCAUAGAAUUAUUUUAAGUAAAAAUAAUCCAUUAUUUGCAGCAAUUAAAUUGGACUUAUUUGAUAUCUGUGGGAAAUGUCACUUUUAGUUUGUGUUGAACAGUUGCAGGUGUAACUCUGAACGCUGUAGCUGUCAAUCACCGAGUGGUGGUUUGCUUGUUGGUCGUAUGAAAUAUAAAUCUGGAUUAAUGCUGCCUUUUCACUGGUGAUGUGGACUGUUUCAGUUCAUCUGAAUGUAAGUUGGUGCUUUGAGUUAAAAUGUCAGUGAACUGUGUCACAGAAUAGUUUAAAACUAUCUUUGACAGUUGGCGGCUAUCAUAUUAGCUGUGUCAGCUAAUACGGUUUAGAAUUCCAUUGUGACCAAAGUAAACCUGUUCUAAAACCAGACCAGUAUAGUCCUUUCACAUGCAGGUUAGCUAGCUAGCUAGCAGUUGCGACAGUCACUGCUUAUGCUAGCUUGGGUAAUAAGAUUAUAACUUGCUCUAAAACAAGGGUGUUUGUUUGCCGCAAAUAAAAUAUUUUAAUAGUAUGUGCAAGUCAGGAUGCCCAGUUACUAGAUUUUAUUAAAUAAAUUAACCUUCCAGUUGUAAUUAUUAUUAAUAUUAUUGUUGUUUUUAUACGAUGAAUUCAUGCAGAUGAGUUUCAUUGCUAAUUCAUAGUAUGACGCAAUGUCACAGCGACGGGUUAAAAAAAGUUUUUAGUUGUUCUCGUAUCUGAUUUUUGUGGAAGGAACUCAAAUUCAAAUAUAGCUACAGAGGAGACCUUUAUGAAAACUAAUAAUUUAGUCUGUUUUUUCCAUGCUUCUACCUGUUGCUUUUAACUUUAUUUUCUGUUUCAGUGAGUGUGUUGAAAGCUGCAGGCAAACGCUUCAGAGACGAGAUUUAACAUGCAGGAAUAAAAUUAAGAUGAGGUGUAGAAGGAGGGUGGGAAAAAAAAAUACGCGGGAAAGUGGGUGGUGACAUUCUUUGUGGUUUGGAGGGAAGGUUUGUGUGUUUCUAUAACCGACCUUCAUGCCAAAGAUACUGGAGCUACACAUAUCCAUCCUCGGUCGCAACCAGGUCACAAUUAGUUUUAAAGAUGUCGAUAUCGCUAUCAUGGAAAAACAAACACGUUUUUAUGGUAUCUGAAGUUUGGCUUUUAAUGGGUCACUUAAAAAAAGAAAAAUUAAACCUCAGUUGAUUUGUUCUGCGCUUUUUGAUUAUUAUAAUUUCUGUGGUGGGUGUGUAUGGAAGCCUUUUCGUGUCAAAUUGAAUAAAAAAUCAUACCACAGGAGACUUGUCAUGUUUCAGAGGGGAAAGAAUUUGGAUGAGACAGGAACUAAAAGGUGGCACUUGCAAGACUGAGAUGUUUCUGAUUGGCCAAAUAAAUUUGUAAGAAAGCAGUUUGAAGAAAGGCGGGGGAAUGGAACGGUUAAAAGAAAAAAAAAAUCUAUCUAUAAAACAACAAGCGUCUGUGUCAGUACGAGUAUAUGGCUCUCUAUCUCUCUAUUUGUCAGAUCGGCCUCAGCUUUUGGAUAUGGCUUUGCGCGUAGUACGCUGAUGUGCAUCCUUUAUUUUGAAAAUUUUUGUGAAUUAUUUUCAAAACCUUUAUUUUGAAACCUUUAUUUUUAUUAACAUUGUAACAUUCGUACUUCCAAGAUGGCGUGGCAUGCUGAGUUACUGGUAGCAAGUUAAACAACACAGAUAAUUCAUGUUGCUCACACGAUUUACAAUGACACGUUUAAUGAUAGCAUCCCAGCAAUACUUUUACUGUGAAACGCAUGCUACCAGUGUUCCUUGCGACUGAGUUUAACUUGACAACACUAAGGAGAUGUUAGCUAAAAUCCAUUUUUUGGUAACACCAACAAAUUUCUCACAAUUUGUACAGCGUUUCAGUAAGUACAAAUUUGAAUAAAAUCUUAUAUUUGCUGUGAGUUCAGCGUUUAAAUAAACUGUUUCAGGAGGUGGGAUACUGAGGAUUUGCUGGUUAAAAUAUUCUAAAUGUUCUGUUUAAUUUUGUCUGAAUCUCUUCCAUUUAUGUAUUGUUUUAGGGAAGGAAUGCAAUGGUUAUCCUUGAAAUUCCAGGAAUUUGUAUUAGUCAUGUGUUUUGUUUAUGAUGUAUGGAAUUUCUAAAUAAAUCAAAUAUAGGAAUUCUGUUUAUUUUCAUAAUUGAUAAUAAAACUGAUUUUUAAAACGAUUUGAAAUACUAUAUUCAAUAAAUAAAACAUAAGUACACCUCUUGUACGUUCUAUCUACCUUAAAAAACACAGCCUCAUAUGACCAUCCAUGAGAAAUCUACUUAUGCUGCCAAUUUUCUAUCAGAAUACAAAUUUCCUACUGGCACUGCACUAAUAUCAGGAAAGCUAUUAGUGUAACUACUUAUUAUUUAUUUUAUUUUUUUUAUAUUGGCAUUUUACAGCAGUUUGAAAGCAGCAAGAAAGCUGUGCUGGGGCCAACAUUCCCAACUAGACUUUCCAGAUGAUCAGCUGAUUUGGUUUCAUAAUCCGGUUCAUUUGGUGUCCAAAGCAGCUAAAGAUACAGUGAAAUUAAUAUACAUUUUAGUAUGAAUAUCCUUUAAAUAAACAUAAUUAAGAGACUGAUAAUGUGGAAGAUUAUUCAGCUUUUUUUUUGUGUGUGACUUGAGUGAAUUAUGUUCAUUAUACCUUGAAUUUUAAUGCCAUAACAUAUUUCUCUAAUAGGGAAAAAUGAUCAGGCAACUGGCAUUUUAGUGCCAGAAAAGAGGAAAAAAGGAAUGGAGUGAAGUUAAGCAGAUGCUACAUGAAAAGUCUUCUGUUUGUGUGAUUUUUUUUUUUUUUUUUUUUUUUUUUUUUGGCAUUCAAAGACUCUGGCGUGAUCCGGCUUGAACAUCACUGAUCUCCAGUGAGAAGUAUUUAUUUUGUUGAACUGGAGCUGAAGAUCAUCGCUGGUCUGCAGAUCAAUAAAACAGCAUUUUUAUACUGUACAUUUCUGCUUUGAUCGCAGGAACACACUUAAAGAGCACGUCACUACGCACAUUGUUCCCUCCAAAUGAUGGGGGAAAACAC
Messenger RNA from Thalassophryne amazonica, 6481 nucleotides. Its product is annotated as carcinoembryonic antigen-related cell adhesion molecule 1. The record is from RefSeq and is a predicted model, not a curated record. Lineage: Eukaryota; Metazoa; Chordata; Actinopteri; Batrachoidiformes; Batrachoididae. The coding region runs from base 120 to 1727 and encodes 535 amino acids. The transcript is spliced from 10 exons.